This is a messenger RNA of Paramuricea clavata, 241 nucleotides long. Lineage: Eukaryota; Metazoa; Cnidaria; Anthozoa; Malacalcyonacea; Plexauridae. The record is from the annotation of a GenBank genome assembly.
AUGAUUCUUAAAGGUACAAGAGUGCUUAUUCCGAAAACCCUUCAGUUAGAAGUGUUGGCCCAAUUACACUACGCCCACCAGGGGUCGGAAAAGUGUAAGCUGAGGGCAAAGGGUUCCGUGUUUUGGAACAACAUCAACCGUGACAUCGACAACAUGGUUAGAUCAUGUGGACCGUGUCAACAUAAUCAACACAUGAAUGCGAAAGAGCCUCUCACACCACAUGAUGUACCACCUAAGCCAU